CUGGCCCCAGUUCUUCGCAGUCGGGGGCGCUUUGUGUCUCGGUGGGAAGCGGCAGCCCGGUGCCAUGGCGCUGCGCGUGGCCGUGUUCGACCUUGACGGGGUGCUGGCGCUGCCCUCGGUCGCGGGCGCCCUCCGCCGCGCCGAGGAGGCCCUGGCGCUGCCCAGAGGUUUCCUGAGUGAAACUUUCCAGAAAGAUGGGCCGGAUGACCUCAGUACCCGCCUCAUGAAAGGAGAGAUCACAUUUUCCCAGUGGGUGCCCCUUAUGGAAGAAAACUACAAGAAACACUCUGCAGCAUCUGGAAUCCACCUCCCAGAGAAUUUCUCCAUAGGUCAAAUUUUUAGCCAGGCAGUGUCCUCAAGAAACAUCAACCAGCCCAUGCUUCAGGCAGCGCUGGCCCUCAGAAAGAAAGGGUUUACGACUGGCAUCUUCACCAACAACUGGCUGGAUGACGGCACUGAGAGAGGCAGCGUGGCCCGGCUGAUGAGUGAGCUGAGCCCGCACUUUGACUUCCUGGUAGAGUCGUGUCAGGUUGGGAUGAUGAAGCCCGAGCUGCAGAUGUACAGGUUCCUGCUGGACACCGUGAAGGCCAGUCCCGGUGAGGUUGUUUAUCUGGAUGACUUUGGGAGCAAUCUGAAGCCGGCCCGUGAUUUGGGAAUGGCCACCAUUCAUGUCCAGGACACCGACGCAGCCUUGAGAGAGCUGGAGAAAGUCACCGGGCUGCAGCUUCUCAGUCCCGCAGCCCCCCUGCCGGUCCCCUGCAGUCCUAAUGACGUGGGCCACGGGUACGUGACCGUGAAGCCUGGGGUUCGCCUUCAUUUUGCCGAGCUGGGCUCUGGCCCCGUUGUAUGCCUCUGCCAUGGAUUUCCUGAGAGCUGGUUCUCUUGGAGGUACCAGAUCCCAGCCCUGGCCCGCGCAGGUUACCGGGUUCUAGCGAUGGACAUGAAAGGCUAUGGAGACUCGUCCUCCCCUCCUGAAAUAGAAGAGUACGCCAUGGAAGUAUUGUGUAAGGAGAUGGUAUCCUUCCUGGAUAAGUUGGGCAUCCCACAAGCCAUAUUCAUUGGGCAUGACUGGGCUGGCGUGCUGGUGUGGAAAAUGGCUCUGUUCUACCCCGAGAGAGUGAGGGCAGUGGCCAGUGUGAACACUCCCUACAAGCCAGAAAAUCCCAGCAUACACCCCAUGGAGGUCAUAAAAAACAUCCCAGUUUUUAACUACCAGCUCUACUUCCAAGAACCCGGAGUGGCAGAGGCAGAAUUGGAACAAAACUUGAGUCGAACUUUCAAAAGCUUCUUCCGAGCAAGUGAUGAGGGCUUUCUGUCGGUGCACAAAGUCACUGAAAUGGGAGGCCUCUUUGUGAAGACUCCAGAAGACCCCAGCCUCAGCAAGCUAGUCACAGAGGAAGAAAUCCAGUUCUACAUCCAACAGUUUAAGAAGACUGGAUUCAGAGGUCCCCUAAACUGGUACCGGAACAUGGAACGAAACUGGAAGUGGGGUUGCAGAGGUGCUGGACGGAAGAUCCUGGUUCCAGCCCUGAUGGUCACCGCGGAGAAGGACUUCGUUCUCACCCCUCAGAUGUCCAAGAACAUGGAGGACUGGAUCCCCCACCUGAAAAGGGGAAACAUUAAGGACUGUGGACACUGGACACAGAUGGAGAAGCCUGCGGAGUUGAACCAGAUCCUCAUUGAGUGGCUGGAUGCUGAAGUCAAGCACCUGCCGGUGGUCUCCAAGAUGUAGCCGGUGGCUCAUUCCCUGCAGUGCUCACACUCUGCAUGGGACUGAAGGAGGGCUCUUGUCCGGAUGUGGCCUUCACUUCACCUCUUGUAACCCGCAGCAUUGCUCUCAAGGGGUUGGACAAAAUGGUUCUCUUGAAGUCCUUCAAAGACGCUGUAAUUUUAGAUCUAGGAGGAAUCGUGUGUGAUUAGUACUCUGGGUAUAAUUGCAUCUUCCACUGAGCUCUCACAACCAUUAGUGCCCUGACAGGACAGAGCGGGGACAGCCCAGCGUGAUUUGUCUUUGACCAGUGUUUUGCAAGAAAAUUUGCAGUUCAUUUUGAAGCACCUGAGCAGAGAUUAGGAGCCUUUGUUCAGUAGAGCUUAGACUAGGGAGCUCCUGCUCUUUGUGUCCGUGGAGCAUCACGGCGGUAGUUCUGAGAAGCUGGCACAGCUCUGUGCAUGCCCUGUCUGCCCUUGCGCUGCUCUGCGGGCUUCUGCCAGGAUGUGGUGGUCUGUGGCAGCCAUCAAGGUCGCCCGGGCCCCUCCUCCCUGCUCCCCCACGGGCUUUGCUCCUGUCCUGAUGCAUAAUUUGUGCACUUGAAGUGUGUGGUGGGACUGAGACUCUAAGUGGAUGUUCAGAUGCCCUGUGUGGCGAGCAUGCGCCGCCUCUGGGGUUCGGUGCUAGUCUCACUCUGCCUUCUCUUUUAAUGGGUCUUAUUUGGGCAACUGGGUCUUGAAGCAAGCUAAAUUAGGGACACUUAGGGACGGCAACGCAGAGCCAGGAGCUAAGAAUAAACUGUAUUCGUGGGUGACUUGAAGUCUCGCACUCCUCAUUUGGCUAGAACAGCAGUUCUUAACCUUGCAGCACUGAUUUGCCCGGAGUUGUAGAUAAGCACACCCUGGGUGGCUAUCCCAAGAGAAAUUCAUACUUGGAUUAAAAGGAGACCUUUUAAUAAAUAAAGAGCCCCUAACUAUGGAUGUUUCUGCCCUGAAUAAAUAACUUUCUGAAAGCA
Dipodomys ordii (Ord's kangaroo rat) is the source of this 2723-nucleotide messenger RNA. RefSeq names its product epoxide hydrolase 2, cytoplasmic (gene Ephx2). Gene Ontology annotation, cellular component: peroxisome. Bases 65 to 1732 code for a protein of 555 amino acids. The record is from RefSeq and is a predicted model, not a curated record. Gene Ontology annotation, molecular function: magnesium ion binding; lipid phosphatase activity. Gene Ontology annotation, biological process: phospholipid dephosphorylation; cholesterol homeostasis. NCBI's taxonomy places the organism in Eukaryota, Metazoa, Chordata, Mammalia, Rodentia, Heteromyidae. The transcript has 19 exons.